Pipistrellus nathusii (Nathusius's pipistrelle) is the source of this 1191-nucleotide messenger RNA. Lineage: Eukaryota; Metazoa; Chordata; Mammalia; Chiroptera; Vespertilionidae. The record is from the annotation of a GenBank genome assembly.
AUGGCCGGAGUGGCGGGGAGGCUGGCCCGGAACUGGUGUCGGAGCGCAGUCCUGAGUCCUCUGCAGGUCUUUAGUUUCCCAUCACUUCAGUUGCACUUGAGUGGAACAGCAAUGAGAGCCAGUCAGGACGACUUUGAAAAUGCAAUGAAUCAGGUAAAACUGUUGAAGAAGGAUCCAGGAAAUGAAGUGAAGCUAAAACUCUAUGCACUAUAUAAGCAGGCCACUGAAGGACCUUGCAAUAUGCCCAAACCAGGUGUGUUUGACUUUAUUAAUAAGGCUAAAUGGGAUGCAUGGAAUGCUCUAGGCAGUCUGCCCAAGGAAACGGCCAGGCAGAACUAUGUAGAUUUGGUAUCCAGUUUGAGUUCUUCAUCUGAGUCCUCUAGCCAAGGGAAGCCUGGAGCGGACAGGGAACAACAGGAAUAUGAAAACCUGGUGGUGACCUCUGAAGACGGCAUCACAAAAAUUAUGUUCAACCGGCCCACCAGAAAGAAUGCAAUCAGCACCCAGAUGUAUCAAGAAAUCAUGCUUGCACUUAAAGCUGCAAGCAAGGAUGACUCCACCAUAACUGUUGUAACAGGAAAUGGUGACUAUUACUCUAGUGGGAAUGAUCUGGCCAACUUCACCGAUAUUCCCCCUGGUGGAGUAGAGGAGAAAGCCAAACAAAGUGCUAUUAUGCUGAGGGAUUUUGUAGACACUUUUAUAGAUUUUCCCAAGCCUCUGAUUGCAGUUGUAAAUGGCCCAGCUGUGGGAAUCUCCGUCACCACCCUCGGGCUCUUUGAUGCUGUCUAUGCCUCUGACAAGGCAACAUUUCAUACUCCUUUUAGUCACUUAGGCCUAAGUCCAGAAGGAUGCGCCUCUUACACUUUCCCGAAGAUAAUGGGCCCAGCCAAGGCAACAGAGAUGCUUAUUUUUGGAAAGAAGUUAACAGCAAGAGAAGCAUGUGCUCAAGGACUUGUUACUGAAGUUUUUCCUGAUAGUACUUUUCAGAAAGAAGUUUGGACGAGGCUGAAAGCAUAUUCAAAGCUCCCCCAAAAUUCCAUGAGAAUUUCAAAACAGGUCAUCAGGAAAAUAGAGAAAGAAAAGCUACAUGCUGUUAAUGCUGAAGAAAGUAGUGUCCUCCAGAAAAGAUGGCUAUCAGACGAAUGUAUGAAUGCAACCAUGAACUUCUUAUCCAAAAGAUCAAAACUGUGA